Messenger RNA from Danio rerio (zebrafish), 835 nucleotides. The record is from RefSeq and is a predicted model, not a curated record. Lineage: Eukaryota; Metazoa; Chordata; Actinopteri; Cypriniformes; Danionidae.
AGCUGCUCUUUGAUAAUAACUGAAUGUUUUCUGGGAGCGUCCUAGGCUUUUCCGUGCUGAUGGUCAACAGCCACACCCCAGCAGAACUCCUGUCAUCUCCUGGAUGCUUCAUUUGGUUUGCCUACGUGUGACAAGACUAGACAAGGCGUGCCCUGCAGUUACAUGUUCUUGUACCUCCUCCUCAAAGUAUACUGAAUCCCCCCACACACUGUCUUCAUUCAUUGACCAUCAGGACAGCAGAGUACAGCAGUGCAUUCAUCUCCAUACAAAGAAAACAAAAGCAGAAGAAUGGAUCCCAGGCUGAAUUCACCUGAGAAAUCUCAAUUUCCACCACCACAUGUCUACCAGGACAAUCCACCUGCAUAUCCUCCGUCCUAUCCAGGCCAGUCGGUCUCGCAGGGCCCCUAUGUUCAAGGGUCACAUCCAGGACAAGCGGUGGUCUCGGUGCAGCCUACAGUUUUUGUGACCGCUGCUCCACUGCAAUCUUCACUGCCAGAUUACCUGUGUUACUCCAUCUUCAACUUGUUUUGCUGCUGUUUCCCUCUGGGCAUCGCAGCGCUGAUCUUUUCCGUCUCUACUCGGAAUGCCAAUUUCGCAGGACAUCGUGAAUUGGCGGAGAAGAACUCCAAAACGGCGCGAACCCUGAACCACGUUGGUGUUGGUCUCGGCAUCGUUUUUAUUAUAAUGGUGAUUGUCAUACAGGUUGUGCUUGAGUCACGUUAAAAUGCAUGUGAAAUGUAUACAUAUCCAUAAAUAUGCUGCUGUCAUUGUUGGGUGCAAAAGCAGUACUGGCAUGUUGCCUUUAUCAUGAAUAAAACAUUUAUUUUUAUUAGGC